AUGGAGAAGGAUCGGCCGCCGUGGCCCUCAGUGCCCGCGGUGGCGUGCGCGGCGGUGUUCCUCUCCGUCUGCGUGCCCGCCGCCGUCCCCCAGGUCCCGGAUCCUGAGCUUUUACCCACAAGUCCUCCCAAGAAGCCAGAUCCGGUCACAUCGGAGACGGUUGUUUUUUGGGGCCUGCGCUUAUGGCAAGUCAUUGGUGUGUUCUCUAUCUUCAUUCUGGCAGUUGUCAUAACACUUUGCUGCAUCUUCAAAUGCCGAAUCCCCCGAACCAGAAAGGAGAUUGAAGCACGGCACGCACAAAGGCAGGCAGCGAAGACGUACGCCAACACCCUCGAAACAGUGCCCCCUCUGAACGAACUGACUGAGAUCCCUGGGGCGGCCAAGGCUGAAGAGAAAACUGAGGUGUCCACUGUCUCUGGGAAAGUGGACGCAGAAAAGGGGGACAAGAAGAAUGCCAAAGAUGGCAACAAAAAAGACGGCAAGGGUGCCAAGGAGGGAAAGGCGGAUGGGAAGGAGGCAAAGGAGGCAUCCACCAAGAAAAAAGGAGACAAAGCUGACGACAAGGGCACGUCCAAAAAAGGAGACGCGGGAGGAGGAAAGGGCAAGAAGGCAGGGGAGAAAGGGGGAGGAGACAAGGGAGGAGAUAAGGGCACAAAAGGCGGGGCAAAAGGUGGAGCCAAGAAACCACCAGCGAAAAAGUGA
This is a messenger RNA of Megalops cyprinoides (Indo-Pacific tarpon), 702 nucleotides long. RefSeq names its product transmembrane inner ear (gene tmie). NCBI's taxonomy places the organism in Eukaryota, Metazoa, Chordata, Actinopteri, Elopiformes, Megalopidae. The record is from RefSeq and is a predicted model, not a curated record. The coding region runs from base 1 to 702 and encodes 233 amino acids. The transcript is spliced from 4 exons.